This is a messenger RNA of Linum tenue, 1413 nucleotides long. NCBI's taxonomy places the organism in Eukaryota, Viridiplantae, Streptophyta, Magnoliopsida, Malpighiales, Linaceae. The record is from the annotation of a GenBank genome assembly.
UCUACACUCUCUAGUCUCUACAAACUCCAUCUCCCCCUUGGCUCCCUUCUCCAGUUCUCCCCCACCUCACAUACUCUCUUCUCAAUUUGUUCAAACACACGCUUUGACGGACAAAAAUGGCAGCACCGAAAACAGUAUCAGAGGAUGUAUCAUCAUCAAGCCCUGACAACAGCCUGCAGGUUUCGCAGUACGAAGAUGCUGCAGCCCAAUCACCAUUGCCCCAACGUCUCUUCAAAUCAUUCCACCACCAUUACCCCUCUGGCUUUCUCAGGAAGGUGUUGGCUGAGGUUAUAGCAACGUAUCUGUUGGUGUUCGUGACAUGUGGGGCGGCAGCUAUUAGUAACUCCGACGAGCACAGAGUGUCAAAGCUGGGGGCUUCCGUCGCCGGCGGGCUAAUAGUGACGGUGAUGAUCUACGCGGUGGGACAUAUCUCCGGGGCACACAUGAAUCCUGCCGUCACCACUGCUUUUGCCGCCGUUAGACACUUCCCCUGGAAACAGGUGCCAUUUUAUGCAGCAGCCCAACUGGGAGGAGCAAUUGCAGCCAGCUUCACCCUUCGAGUUCUGCUUCACCCCAUCGAAAACGUCGGCACCACCUCCCCCGCCGGCUCUGAAUUCCGGGCUCUCGUCAUGGAGAUCGUCGUCACUUUCUCGAUGAUGUUCGUCACCUCCGCCGUAGCCACCGACACCAAAGCUGUUGGAGAGCUGGCAGGCAUGGCAGUUGGUUCAGCUGUAUGCAUAACGUCAAUCUUGGCCGGACCGGUUUCAGGAGGGUCGAUGAACCCGGCAAGGACACUCGGACCGGCUAUUGCUAGCUCACACUAUAAAGGGUUAUGGGUGUACCUAGUUGGACCCAUAACCGGAACAAUGCUGGGAGCUUUGUCUUACAAUUGCAUCAAAGUGGCCGAUGAUAAGGACCCGCAAGCCAUUUCCGCUCGGUCCUUCUCGUUGAAGCUUAGAAGAAUGAAGAGCGGCAAUGUUGCUCCAAACAGAGACCCUUUUGAGCAUCUCUAAACCGAUUAGAGGUGCCAACCAUGAUCACUCUCCUGAAAAGAAAAGGGGGGAAAAAAUGUUCUAAGUUUGGGGUGUAUUUCUAUCAUUUGCCAAGUGGAAGGGUCAUUGGAUUGAAUAUUAAGAGUUAGGGAUACUAAAUUGUCAAAUUGUAAAAUAUGUGAGGGACAAAUGGGUUUGUGCAUCAACAGGGGCUAUAAUGUUUACUCUCUUGUAAAAUAUUCUGUUAUUUGGACCUCGGAGAGUAUUUGGGUCGUUUGUUAGCUGUAUUGGGUAACCGUCAAAAGUUUGGGUACUUCAUUAUGAUAUGCAAAACAGUGAACUAGCAACACUACAUAUGAACCAUUAGAUAAUUUCUUGAUGAAGUAAAAGCCUUCUACUUCUACAUGAUGUUGGUGCAAGA